AUAAUGGAGGAUAUUUUCUACAUAAUUUCGGGUGCGUUCGGUGCAAGAUAUGGUGUUUGUUCUUUUGAAUGUUUUCUAGUAAUGCUACCUUGUGUCUUUUUGGAUAUUGAUGUUGCAUCUGUCUACGGCCAUAGAUAUUGUGCCUCGGGGUUCUGCGUUACCUACGCAGGUACAAUUUUGGAAUGUUCAAAUACUUCUGCUUUUUGGACCCCGUACUUUUGAUUUCGUAUACCUUGUUUUGUUACUGGUUCCAAGUUUUGCGGCACCUUCCGCUCUUACCGUCGUUGCAUAUCAGUGUUUGGGGCAUGAAUCCUUCAGGAUGCGAGUAUAUUAUCCGCUUGCGGCCAGAUGGUGAUAUGCUUCAACCCCGAACCUACAUGUUCUUUCCAUUUGAUCCGCGGCUCGGAAACCACGGGUCAGGGCCAUGCGAAUCAAAUUGGCUGUUAAUCUUCGGGCUUACCGAUUCCUUCAACCCGAUGAUUUGGUUAUCACACAUGGCCCAGGCCAUUUUCUGCGGCAGAUUCUGGCUCUGCACGGGGGAGAGCAAACCCGAAUGGCUUCAAAGUUUCUCGGGUUACCACUGUUACAAUCCGACCUCGGGCCGCCGGAUCCAGAGCCAAGCAUAGUACAGGCGUGAACCAAAUUCAGCGACGUAGUAUGCAAUCGCAUACGUGCUUCUAUGUCCCUGCUUUGGUAAUGGCUGG
Messenger RNA from Aspergillus glaucus CBS 516.65, 704 nucleotides. RefSeq lists its product as uncharacterized. Bases 183 to 626 code for a protein of 147 amino acids. The record is from RefSeq and is a predicted model, not a curated record. The transcript has 2 exons. NCBI's taxonomy places the organism in Eukaryota, Fungi, Ascomycota, Eurotiomycetes, Eurotiales, Aspergillaceae.